AAUAAAGAAUCAAAACCCCUCUUUGCUAGUAAUUUCUCUUGAGUAAUAAAUUUAACAUCUAUCUCCAAAGCACAGAAAAAGGGUCAACACCGCUCAUGUUAGAUAUUUCCAUUUUCCACCCAAUUUCUUUGUAUCAUAUAUCACUUUAUCAACUUUUUUUUUCACUUUAUUCAUCAUUGCAGAUGUGCUGAGAGAUCACAUCACCAUUAUAAUAACUUCUUUUUUUGUGAUAACAAUGGAGGGCUAUUACAUUGAUAUGUUUGGUGCAUGCAGGGGUGCUAUAAAAUCUGAGUUUUAAGGGCCGAAAUAUUGGGAUAUCUAACCUGCAUGGACACUUUCUUGGUUUCAUUUCCAUAGAAAAACCAUCAGAGAUUCAAGUUUUCUAGUUCAAUUUCAGAGGGGAAAGGGGUAGAGAGGAUACUAAGUGUAUAAUGCAGGGAUUUGGAGGUGAGAUUUUCCAAGUUGAGAGCUGUGAAUCCGCCUUGGAGAUUCAGAAAGUUGGAAAUGCAGAGGUAGAUGAUGAUGGGAAGCCUAGAAGAACAGGAAACCUCUGGACUGCAAGUGCACACAUAAUUACGGCAAUCAUAGGUUCUGGAGUCCUCUCACUGGCCUGGGGAGUGGCACAGCUUGGAUGGAUUGCUGGUGUUGCUACUCUUGUAAUUUUCUCCGGUAUUACAUUGUAUACUUCUAGUCUCCUUGCAGAUUCCUAUCGAUCCCCUGUUACUGGAAAACGCAACUAUACGUACAAGGAAGUAGUCAGGAACAACCUAGGUCGAGCAAUGUAUUUGGCAUGUGCUACAGUUCAGUAUGCCAACCUAAGUGGAAUGGUGAUCGGAUACACCAUCACAGCAUCAAUAAGCAUGGCUGCCAUCCAGAAAUCAGAUUGCUUCCAUGCAAGAGGGCGUCAAGCUCCAUGUGCAGUCUCUCACAAUCCAUAUAUGAUUGGACUGGGAAUUCUUGAAAUAUUUUUGUCUCAAAUUCCCAACUUCCAUAAGCUAUCCAUGCUCUCGGUUGUUGCAGCUAUUAUGUCCUUUGCCUAUUCCUCUAUAGGAGUGGGCCUUGCCCUUGCAAAAGUUGUUUCAGGGCAAGGAGGGAGGACGACCCUUACAGGUGUCGAGGUCGGGAUAGGUUUAUCAGCAGCUGAGAAGACCUGGAGAAUGUUCAGAGCAUUUGGCGAUAUUGCUUUCGCAUACACUUAUUCUCAAAUUUUGGUUGAAAUUCAGGAUACGCUAAAAGCAACGCCACCUGAAAACCAAGUGAUGAAAAAGGCCAACGUGGUUGCAGUGUCAACUACAACAGCAUUCUACCUGAUGUGUGGCUGUUUCGGUUAUGCUGCGUUCGGGAACAGUGCACCAGGGAACUUACUAACUGGCUUUGGUUUCUACGAGCCAUUCUGGUUGGUAGAUCUAGCCAACUGCUGCAUUGUUUUGCACCUAGUUGGAGCAUACCAGGUAUUCGCACAACCGGUGUUCAGUGCCGUUGAGUCAUGGGCCAAGAGGAAGUGGCCAAAAUCAAAUUUUGUGAAUGCAGAGUACAGCAUAGGCUUCUGCAGGAGCCAAAGACUUAGUGUUAACUUUCUGAGACUGAUAUGGAGAAGUUCAUUUGUGAUUCUUGCAACAGUGGUUGCUCUGGUGAUGCCCUUCUUCAACGACAUACUUGCCUUCCUUGGGGCUAUGGGGUAUUGGCCUCUGACAGUAUAUUUUCCAAUAGAAAUCUACAUUGCCAAGAACAAAAUCAGAAGGUGGAGUCGGAGGUGGCUCGGCCUUCAACUCAUAAAUGCGGUCUGUUUGCUUGUUGCUGUGGCCGCUGCAUGUGGCUCCAUUCAAGGACUUAAUAAGGCUCUCAAAACCUACAAGCCCUUCGAGGUUAAGGAGUAGGAUAAGCCCUUAAAAGAAAAAGUUGUAUUGAUCUCGGUUUGUGGCGUCUAUGCAGGCACAAACUUGCAUUAGUUCUCUUUUCCAGUAAUGAAUUAAUAACUGAGUGGACAGGCAUUUUUUGCUGUAAGAGUCUGUGAAUCUGUGGUAUGUACAAGUCAUUUGGUAUUAAUUCUCAACUUAUUAGGUGUGGAGAUCAA
Messenger RNA from Sesamum indicum (sesame), 2074 nucleotides. Its product is annotated as amino acid permease 8. NCBI's taxonomy places the organism in Eukaryota, Viridiplantae, Streptophyta, Magnoliopsida, Lamiales, Pedaliaceae. The record is from RefSeq and is a predicted model, not a curated record.